AUGCCCGAGGGAAGGGCGAGGCCAAGACUCCUGUUUAAGAAUGCCCCUUGGAAUCUCAUACGAGCCCGGACGGAUCAACUGAUGCGGAUCGUCCUGGAGGCUAUCCACGAACUGACGCCUCGGGCACGGCCGUCACCGUAUGCAAAACCGAGAACGCAACGACGAGGAGGCCAACCGCGACCGGAACUCGAACGGCGGGCCAAAGAAGCGGCGAAAGAGUUCCACGAUGCCAUUCGAUACCAGAGGAAGACGCAUUGGGAUGACUUCCUCUCCGACGAUGCCAACAUCUGGAAGGCGACUAAAUAUCUUAAAGCCGGCAAGAGCACUACGGGCGACAAGGUGCCACCUUUGAGGAAAGAGGAUGGAUCGACGACCGAGGAUAAAGCAGACCAGGCAGACGAACUGCUCAUUGCCUUCUUUCCACCCUUGCCUGCGAGAAUCGAGGAUGAGGGGAAGCCACACAAAGACGACUACACGAUAGCCAAGGCGUGGCGACCAAUCUCGCUGUUGUCGACGCUUGGCAAGAUACUCGAAGCGGUCGUGGCCGAGCGCAUCUCGUAUGCAGUAGAGACCUACGGUCUUCUACCCGCGAAUCACUUCGGAGCAAGAAAACGACGAUCUGAGCAGGCGCUGCUGCUGCUACAGGAACAGGUUUACAAGGCUUGGCGCAACCACAAGGUGCUCAGCCUGAUCAGUUUUGACGUCAAGGGCGCCUACAAUGGAGUGUGCAAGGAAAGACUGCUCGAGAGGAUGAAGGCGAGAGGGAUACCAGCCGAACUGAUAAGAUGGAUAGAUGCGUUUUGUUCCGGGCGAACAGCCUCAUUGGUGGUCAAUGGGUUCGCGUCGGAACAACGGGAGCUGCCUCAGGCAGGCCUUCCUCAAGGGUCACCGCUGUCACCGAUCUUGUUCCUCUUCUUCAACGCGGACCUGGUCCAGAGAAGGAUCAAGGCGGAAAGCGGGUCGAUUGCAUUCGUGGACGAUUACUCGGCCUGGGUAACCGGGCCUACCGCGGAAGCGAACCGAGAAGGGAUUCAAGCGAUCAUCGACGAUGCACUUGAGUGGGAGGCGCGCAGCGGUGCAACUUUUGAAACAGAGAAGACGACCAUCGUCCACUUCACGCGAGCCACGAUUCUGGGAGUGAUCAUGGAUAACGAGCUGCGAUUCCAGCAGCACAUGGUGAAAGCGGCCGCCAAAGGACUCAGCGCCGCCAUGGGCCUGAGAAGGCUGAAGAUGCUGUCGCCAAGAGUGUCGAGACAACUUUUGAGGCAACAGUCGCGCCAGCCAUGGACUAUGCCUCUAAUGUCUGGACACAUGCCCUCCGUGCGAAACACGUGA
This is a messenger RNA of Hirsutella rhossiliensis, 1335 nucleotides long. RefSeq names its product reverse transcriptase (RNA-dependent DNA polymerase) domain-containing protein. The transcript has 5 exons. The coding region runs from base 1 to 1335 and encodes 444 amino acids. The record is from RefSeq and is a predicted model, not a curated record. Lineage: Eukaryota; Fungi; Ascomycota; Sordariomycetes; Hypocreales; Ophiocordycipitaceae.